GGUGUUUCUUUUAUUUUUAGCUCAGAUUGAGUUUCAGUCGUCCGAUUCAGCUGCUGGAGGCUGCACAUCUCCCUGAGAGCCGGAGUCAAGCACUUUGUUGCCCCGGCUGCACAUGUUUGCUGCGUUAGAAAGUGUUGAUGACACAGGAGCGUUCGCAGGAGACAAAGAGGACAGAAGAUGUUUGUAAGCUGAUGGAAAAUGUGAAAUUGCCAAGUCAUUGUGAUGCUCUGCUGCUGAUUUGAAAGGAAGCAGCUGCAGGCUCAGUGUGAGAACUGACAGGCAGCUACGGUCAAGGUGACUUUUUCUUUCUGCUGUUGUUUCCUGGUGAAGAAAUCUAAUCUGUGUGAAUCUGAGGGAUCAAAUGAAACGAUGAUGCUGCAGGGUGCUAAAUAGAUGAAAUGGAUCCUAAAGGAGCAUGCCUGAAGCUUGGGAUGGAAUGAUAGGAAUGAAGAGGAAGAUUACUGCAGAAAACGGGAAAAGCUGCUGUAUGAGAAAGAAGAGGGAUGUAGGCUGGAGACUGGCUGAAGAACGGAUGUGGAGAAAGACUGGAAAGCUUCUGCUGAACCUCCGACUAAGUCUAAAAGUGUAACCCCACCACCACCACAGUUUUUAAACUUAUCUGUGGGUUUCUUGCCUGGGUGGAUUUUUUUUCCUCUUCAGGUGGGACUUUUUAUCAUACUUCACAGGGGAAAGGAUUCACCCGCUGUUCUGGCAGAGACAAGAUUUUCAUAUUUUCUGAUUUUUCAGACACUCCGUAUGACCCCCUCACCCUCCCAAAACACCUGAUCAGACUGAAGAGGCAGCAUUGUUGUUGUGGUGCUGAGCCUUAAAACAAACUGUAAGCUGUGAGGAUGACCAUGACCUCUCCUGUGAGACCAGGGGUUUUUACUCUGGCUGUCCCAACGCUGACUGUCCUACCACCGUCCUCAGACACAGAGUCCUGGUCCCGCUCCCCCAGCCCCCAACUGCCACGGCCCAGCCGCCUUAGCCGAUCCCACCGCAGCAGGUCCAGAACCAAGAAACUAAGUUCAGGAGAACAUGGCUGCUCUCCUCAGGCAAAAUCGGGGCAAAUGCCUCAAAUUCUAGUGGAGGAGUCUGUGGAGGGGCACGGUCCCCCAGUCUCAGUGAAGACUCAGCUGGAGGGAGGGAGUCCAUGUCAGCACAGCCCAUCACAUGACCUCCUCCUGCCGCCAUCCCGCUCCUUGUCUCGUAGCCCCUCCCCCAACCGGCGGUCUCGUUGGUCACUCAGGAGUCUGCUGAGCAGAGACUCGGACGCGGACAGCUGCAGUACAGCCAGUAACUCUCCACGCAGCACCCCCGGCAGCUCCCCCUCUCUGCGGCGCAGGGUCCUUGGGGGAGGCAAGGCCAGUGAGAGUGAGGGAGGAGGAGAAAGGAGCAGUGGAGGAGGAGGUGGAGGUUCAGACAGCCCGCUGCCAUCUUUACCCUCCGCUUCCUCCCUGACAUCCGCUUACCCGCUGGCUUCUCGCCACUUCAGCCGGAAUGCCAAGAAAAUGCAGAGCUGGUACAAUGUUCUCAGUCCUACAUACAAACAACGGAAUGAAGACUUUAGAAAAAUCUUCAAAAAACUGCCGGACACUGAGCGUCUUAUAGUGGACUACUCCUGCGCUCUGCAGAAGGACAUUUUGCUUCAAGGCCGUCUCUAUCUGUCGGAGAACUGGCUCUGUUUCUACAGCAACAUCUUCCGCUGGGAAACCACAAUCACCAUCCUGCUGAAAGACGUGACAUCCAUGACCAAGGAGAAGACGGCCAAGCUGAUCCCCAACGCCAUCCAGAUCAGCACCGAGAAUGACAAGCAUUUUUUUACAUCGUUUGGGGCGAGGGAUCGGAGUUUCAUGAUGAUUUUCCGUCUGUGGCAGAACGCACUGUUGGACAAGUCUCUGUCCCCCAAAGAGCUGUGGCACAUCGUGCACCAGUGUUACGGCACCGAACUGGGCCUCACAAGUGAGGACGACGACUACGUCUCCCCCACCGGUGAACACAUGAACGGACUGCUCCCAGGAGAUGAAUCGGUGUCGGUCACAGAUCUGUUGGACCUGAGCUCAGUGUCAGUUCCCUCCACUGGCAGCUCCCCACCCCCCCUAGCUCCCUGCAGUCUGAGCAGUCCUCCAUCAACCACCAGCCUCAGUGGGAUCUCCCUGACCUCCCCCUCCUCCUGCUUGCCCGUGGAGCUUCCCUCCUCAUCAGGAAGCAGACUCGGGUCAGAACCCAUGGAGGCCAGCCCGCCCAGCUCCCAGGGCUCGCUGCCAUCCGCCGCUCCCCCCAGCACCUCAGUGUCUGCUGCCGUCACCUUUACUCUAGAUGAAAUAGGAGGGGACAGUCGGUCAGAGUUGGCCAAUCAGAUGCUGCCCCAACCCACCACCAGUCUAGGAAACCUCUCCUCGCUGGACAUCACCAACGACGAGGAGUUGCCCACAGACCCCAGCAACUCCUCUGACACGCAGGAAGAGAUUUCAGGUGAGGUGGAGUCUUUCUGUGCGGACCUCAGCGGGCGCCUCAACAUCAACGCUGUCGUACGGAUGAGUGUCGACAAGCUUCACGACCUGCUCUUCUCUGCAGACACUCACUUCCUGCAGCACCUUUUCUCCCAGAGACAUUUCACCGACCUGUCGGUGGGCGAAUGGCAGCAGGAGGGGAGCAGCGGGAACAGCAGCCGCAUCCUGAGUUACACCAUCACUCUCAACAACCCCCUUGGCCCUAAGACCGCCCCCGUGGUCGAGACUCAGAUGUUGCAUAAGAGCUGCUCCCGUGGCGAGUGCUACGUGGUGGACUGUGAGGUCAUCACCUCCGGCAUCCCGUACCAAGACUACUUCUACACUGUCCACAGAUACUGCCUGACCUCCAUCAACAAACACAAAAGCCGACUCAGAGUUUCCUCAGAUAUCUGCUACAGGAAGCAGCCGUGGAGUCUGGUGAAGGCUCUGAUCGAGAAGAACACCUGGAGCGGCAUCGAGGAGUACUACAGACACAUGGAGAGCGAGGUGUGCAAGCUGGAGACGCUGCUGCAGUCUGAGGUUUCCGUGGUAACUGCAGGCGAAGCCGUGGGCGCAGAUGCAGCCAAAACUCCGCCCACUCUGCGGCGCAGAAAACGGCACUGCUCCCGGUGGCAGGGAGAGAAAGAGAGGGAGGGAGGAGGCGUUGAGUCUGGGCUCAGAGGAGACCGAGGAGUUGGGGAGGAGAGGGACCGUAGGGAGACCGGAGCUCCGUUCAUGAAGCUGGGAGAGCGUUCUCGUGUUGGAGGACACAGCAGCAUCUCCACCAUCCUCCUCAUCGUUAGCUUCAUUCUGGUGGUUCUGGUGGCUCUCAACAUGCUGCUGUUCUAUAAGCUGUACGCUCUGGAAAGAGCUGCUCAUACACUGGAGAGGUGGCACUCCUACUCCAUCACUGACAGCCCGCUGCCUCAGACGGCCGGGGAGUGGGCUCAGGUUCUACACCUCCAGAGACAGUUCCACCAGGCACAGCUCAGUAAGUGGCAGCAGAUCCUUCAGUCCUCUGUCACGCUCCUGGACCAGAUGAAGCAGUCUUUAGAAAAACUCCACCGGAACAUUGUGGUGUCGGACGUGCAGCAGGACCCUUCAGCUGACACCCUCACAGAGACUCUGAGCGAAUCCUGAGCUGUCCAGGACCAUCAGACCCAGAACUGUCGGUUCUGUCCAACAUUUCAGAAUCAGAACUUGUCGUGGGUGGGGCACGCCGGCGAACUACACCACCCACAAGUCUCCACUCCUGACUGACUUGAAACGGCAUCAGACGCCUUCAGCUUCGACCCGGUCCAAAGCUUCCAGAACCACAGCAAUAAUCCUGCAUCUCAUCUGUAUAUAGUGCAUGAAAACGGGCCACUGGUGGGCCUGUUCAUCUGUCAAUCAUUUUCAGAUCGGUCUAGACUCCGCCCCUCCUCCAACCAGCUGGGAACAAAUCAACUAAGCGUUUGGGUUUGAGGCCAAAUCUUCCAGAACUGUCCGGCCCGUCCGGAUCGUGGCAGUAUUUAUUAUUACCUCUGAAGUCUCGUACUACUCUGAAGAAGUCAUGUGAUGGCUGCUCUGCGCUCUGAUUCACUGCUGUGUUUCAGCCCAGCAGGAACUAGUAGAACUAAAACUGGGUGGAAGCAAUAAGAACUGGGUUUUUCAAGAAUGUUUCAGGAAGAAGAGUCGAGAGAUGAAAUAUUAUGUCUGUGAGAAAGAACAUUUCUCUCUCUCUCUCUGUGUGUGUGUGUGUGUGUGUGUGUGUGUGUGUGUGUGUGUGUGUGUGUGUGUGUGUGUGUGUGUGUGUGUGUGUGUGUGUGUGUGUGUGUGUGUGUGUGUGUGUGUGUGUGUGUGUGUGUGUGUGUGUUACAUUAUCAUGUUGCAUGUUUUCAUAUCAGUGUUUUUUCCUCAUGUUUUCAUGAAUCUUCAGCCGACUCAAAACAAAAGGACCAAGCAGAACUUUUCAGACCCAGAUGAAGAAAAAGGGAAACCAUCCUUCAGUUUUUAUUUUGUGUUUGAGACAAUAAUCUGAAUCAUUCUGCUUCUUUUUUACUUUUUCUUUUCUUAUGAUUUGUUUUCUCACUGAUGUAAAACGUUUUGUCUGUCAUCUGAUCACACUCCAUGUUAUCUCGUCUGGUUCUGAUCCUCCAUGUUCUGGCCCCGUCUGGUUCUGAUCUCCCUCCCUAUACCGUCCCGUUUGUUGUCCUGAGUUUGGUGGCUGCAGAACCCCACGGGCCCUGCUGUGCACGGCUCUCUGCUGAAACCUGUUGUAUUUAUUUGGGACGAGGGAGUGGAGAGAAGAACCUUCUGUAAUGUUCUGAUUCUGAUUGUAAACAACGUGGAGAAAAAAGAAAAUCCUAAAACCUGCAAUGACGCUGCUGCUCUUUGAGUCUUUGUUCCUUGGCUCAAAUUUUAGCAUUUUUCUUUUUUCACUGUUUGUGCUUAAAUUGUUUAAAGAAUUAAAAAUAAAACAUUCAAUUGUUCUAAA
This is a messenger RNA of Nothobranchius furzeri (turquoise killifish), 4968 nucleotides long. Lineage: Eukaryota; Metazoa; Chordata; Actinopteri; Cyprinodontiformes; Nothobranchiidae. The record is from RefSeq and is a predicted model, not a curated record.